Hyalella azteca is the source of this 3480-nucleotide messenger RNA. RefSeq lists its product as uncharacterized. The record is from RefSeq and is a predicted model, not a curated record. The transcript is spliced from 8 exons. Lineage: Eukaryota; Metazoa; Arthropoda; Malacostraca; Amphipoda; Hyalellidae. The coding region runs from base 1 to 3480 and encodes 1159 amino acids.
AUGGGCAGUCCUCUUGGUCCAACAUUCGCCGAAUUCUACAUGUGCGAACUCGAAAACUGUGUAUUGUUGGAUGCACAAAUCAAACCUGACCUUUACUGUCGAUACGUCGACGACAUCUUCGUCAUCGUUCGAGACGAAGUUCACAUGAUGGAGCUGCGCGCGGCUUUAGAACGCAAUUCCGUGUUGACAUUCACUUACGAAUUCGGACAAAAUCAGACGUUGCCUUUUCUGGACAUACUGGUGCAAGACGAUAAUAAUUCGUUCGUCACUAAAGUUUAUCGGAAACCUACAGACGUCGGAAAGGUCCUGAACCAAGAAAGCGAAUGUCCCCAGCGCUACAAAAUCAGCACCAUACGCGCCCUCAUACAUCGAGCGUUCAAGACUUGUACAUCCGCUCAUGACUUAAAAACUGAACUCCGGACCUGCAAACAAAUUCUUGUCAACAACGGGGGCCAUGUCCCGGGCCGGAGGAUGUCAGGAGACUGCGGGUCCGGGGCCCGGGGGGCGGGGGAGGACCUGGUGGGCCUGCUGCCCCCCACCAGGGGGGCGCUGGGGGGCGACAACAACAACAAUGAGAACAAGGAUAACAAAGCCAGGGAUGGCAGCCAUAGUUCAUCUUCUGGUGGGAAGAAAAAUCUUGCUUCAAGUUGUAGCUUGAAAACAAUUGUUAUCAAGCCAGGCACAGAUAACAGUGAUAACAGGAAACUAGAUAACAGUGAUAACAAGAAACUAGAUAACAAUGAUAAGAAAUUAGAUAACAGUGAUAACAAGAAAUUAGAUAAUAGUGAUAACAAAAAAUUAUGUGGCAGUGAUAACAAGAAAUUAGAUAACAGUGAUAACAAUAAAUUAGAUAACAGCCCUCUCUCUGCCUCCGAGUGGGUGGGGGGAGGGGCGCGGCCUAAGACCCCCCGAGUGACAAGUGAUAACAACUUUAGGGGAGAAGAAAACAAUCUUGACUCUGACCAAAAUGUGAAUGAUAACAAUAUUGUAGACAACAAAGAUGACAAUCUAGGCAAGGAGGAUAACAGUAUUAGUUGCUGGGAGCAGCAAGCUUCAACUUCGAAAACAACUCAAGCAAAAGAUAACAAGAACAAAAGUGAUAACAAGAGCAACAGCAUUGACAACAAAAAUGAUGGUGAUAACAAGAAGAGCAACAGCAAUGACAACAAUGAUGGUGAAAACAAUGAUGGAGGCCCCAGCAGUGAAAACAACCAUGAAGAUAACAAUGAUAACAACAAUGACAGUGAAGAAAACAGCCCGGAAGAAGGAGAGGAGGAUGACGGGUUGCUGUGGCAGCUGCCGGUGCUGCUGCUGGUGCUGGCGGGGAAGUUCCUGCAGAACUACUGGCAGACCCUGCUGGAGGUGCCCUUAGUGCCCUUAGUGCUGCCCUUAGUGCCCUUAGUGCUGCCCUUAGUGCCCUUAGUGCUGCCCUUAGUGCCCUUAGUGCUGCCCUUAGUGCUGCCCUUAGUGGUGCCCUUAGUUCUGCCCUUAGUGCUGCCCUUAGUGGUGCCCUUAGUGCCCUUAAUGUGGCGUGCCCUUAGUGGUGCCCUUAGUGGUGCCCUUAGUGGUGCCCUUAGUGAUGCCCUUAGUGAUGCCCUUAGUGGUGUCCUUAGUGGUGCCCUUAGUGCUGCCCUUAGUGGGGUGUCCUUAGUGGUGCCCUCAGUGGUGCCCUCAGUGGUGCCCUUAGUGGUGCCCCUAGUGCUGCCCUCAGUGGUGCCCUUAGUGCUGCCCUUAGUGGUGCCCUUAGUGUUGCCCUUAGUGCUGCCCUCAGUGGUGCCCUUAGUGGUGCCCUUAGUGGUGCCCUUAGUGCUGCCCUUAGUGGUGCCCUUAGUGGUGUCCUUAGUGUUGCCUUUAGUGCUGCCCUUAGUGGUGCCCUUAGUGGUGCCCUUAGUGGUGCCCUUAGUGUGGUGNAUUAACGCUGGUGACAACACCAUUAACGCUGGUGACAACACCAAUAACGCUAGUGACAACACAAGCAACAAUAACGGCGUCCAGAAUACCGAUACAAAUAAGAAAAACAUUCCAGUCAAUCAGGAAGUUCCUGCCUAUAACUUGAUGGCCAACCAAGAGGCAAGGAAUGUCCUGUUGACCAAUCAGAGCUCUACCCCACGUGAAGCAGCCAAUCAGGAGUCAGUAUUCGAGUGCUCCUCCAAUCAGAGUACAGGAGAGCAGCCAACCAAUGAGGGCUCGACUAGUCUUGGCGGUUGCCAGUCCUCGCCAGACGCGCCAGCCAAUCAGGAGCCGGUAUUCGGACCCUCCUCCAAUCAGGGUACAGGAGAUCAACCAACCAAUGAGGGCUCGUCUAGUCUUGGCGGUUGCCGGUCCUCGCCAGACGCGCCAGCCAAUCAGGAGGCAGAAGCUCGUGUUACUUUCAACCAAUCAGCGUCGCCGGAUUGCGUUAUUUUUGUGGUUGACCGCAACCAAGGCGACGAAAAUUCCGGUGAAUCCGUCCUCCCGAAACCGAAAUUUUCGUUGCCGUUGAAAUCGGACAUUUUGAUUCCUGAACAAAAUCGUCAACAUUCGUCGCCAAAAAAAGUGGUGAUUGAUAUUGAUGGUGAUGGUGAGCCAGCUGUCAUGGCGCACUUGGAUCUCAACGCACCACCAGCUGCAGGUGCACCACCAACAGAUGUAGCGGCACCAUCUGCCGCAGGUGUAGCAUCUGACGCAGCAGGUGCAGGUGCACCAGGUGACGCUGCAGGUGCAGGUGCACCAGGUGACGCUGCAGGUGCAGCUGCAGCUGACGCAGCAGAUGCAGAUGCCGCCAGCCUGCAGAUGGAGCAGCAGGCGGCGGUGGUGGAGAGCGUACGCUGCGUGCAGGACCGCCUGCAGCUGGUGUUCUUCACGUUCCUGGUGACGCCCCCCACCAUCUGGCUCAUGUAUGUGGGCGUGUGGGGGGACCAGGGGGUCCCCUGGAGCCUCCUCUUCCUUCCCCCCAUUGUUCCCCCCCUCGUCCUGACCCAGGUGUUAUGGCUAUGUCUGGUGCUGGACACGCUGGCACGGCUGCUGACGCUGACAGUCAAGGCGCUGCUAUGUCUAUGUCUGAUGUUCAAGAGGCCGCAGCCUGUCCUUAAUAAGGGCAAGUUCUUCCCCUUACUCGAGACCCUCUCGCAGCUCUACAGGUCGCUCCUCCCCAUCCACCCCUGGUUCGUCUACAUCUACGCGUCUACCGUCUCCUACCACUCGGCCGAACUCCUCUCCAGCCCUGCACCAACCAGCCUAACCUCUACAACCCUCACCCCCACAACCCCUGGCAUCUACAACACCACGCCUUCUAACGCCGCGCUUUUCAACGUUACAUUUUCAAACUCUACACACUUCAACGCUACACAUUUCAACGCCUCCAUGUUGACCCACUUGAACACCUCCAUGUUGACCCACUUGAACACCUCCAUCUUGACCCACUUGGAUGACCCGCCACCUGACGGGUCCACCGCCACCCCGCCAUCGUACGCCGACGCUUCAGGGCCAACACGGGGGUGA